AUGGCUACGCUGCGAGCGUUUAGUCGUAAUAUACCAUAUUUACGCCAACAAUUUUCAGCAUUAUUAGGAAACACAUCGCCUUCAGUUAAAUUUAUUUGUGUUGUAGUAGUAAUAGGUUACAUAUUAUCAUUUUCUGAGGAUGUCAUCAAUGUGCUUAGCGUUACCCCUGGUUAUUUAUUACCUCCCUCAUUUCAAUUAUGGUCUACUUUUACCUUUUGGUUUCUCGAAAUACACUUGUGGGAGGUGAUUAUAGAUGUAAUAACAGUAGGAUUGUGCGGAAAACUGAUCGAACCGUUAUGGGGUCAAAUAGAGAUGAUGAAGUUUUUUAUGCUAACAAAUAUUGGUGUAGCAUUCCUGACGACGUUUUACUACCUGAUGAUAUUUAUGUGGACUCAAGAAACAUCGUAUCUCUUCGAUAUACACGUACACGGACUCGCAGGAUAUUUAGCAGCAGUGAGUGUAGCUGUGAAACAAAUAAUUCCAGACCAUUUAUUGAUAAAAACCCCUUUAGGCAAACUUACAAACCGAUCCCUUCCUCUUCUGAUUCUAAUACUGGCAAUUAUAUUUUGGGCUGUGGGUGCCCUAGAAGGAACUUACCCCUGCAUGUGGGGUAGUGGUACAUUGCUUUCAUGGAUAUAUCUAAGAUUCUGGCAGCGUCACAGUAAUGGUUCCAGAGGUGAUAUGGCUGAUAAUUUCAGUUUUGAUAAUUUCUUCCCCACUGUUCUACAGCCUGUUAUAAGAGGAAUUUUAAGUCCAAUUCAUCGUUGCUUUGUAAGAUUAGGUUUGUGCUCACCUAGUCAGAGAAGAGUUCAUCUAGCACUUAGUCCUCGUGGGGUUACAAUCACUAUGCCAGGUGUUGAACCACAGGACAUGGAGAGAAGGCGGCAAAUUGCGCUUAAAGCCUUGAGUGAAAGGUUAUCCAAAACAUCUGAACAAACACGGCAAAAGAACUUAUCUACAAAAGUUAACAUAGACGCUGUGAGGAAAAUACAGUCCUCUCAUGUGAUUCCCCAAUUUCCAACCGAACCAGAAACUAGUUCAUCACCUGCGGAAGCUACUCUAGUGGACAUUGACACUGAGGCACCACCUACAACCAAGACUUCAUGA
Pieris macdunnoughi is the source of this 1107-nucleotide messenger RNA. The record is from the annotation of a GenBank genome assembly. Lineage: Eukaryota; Metazoa; Arthropoda; Insecta; Lepidoptera; Pieridae.